Molecule: messenger RNA, 388 nt
Organism: Didymella exigua CBS 183.55
Lineage: Eukaryota; Fungi; Ascomycota; Dothideomycetes; Pleosporales; Didymellaceae
Exons: 1
Coding region: 126-341 (71 amino acids)
Source: RefSeq, a predicted model, not a curated record
AAGACGAGCAAGACGAGCAAGACGAAUAAACCACAUGACAAGCCACGCUGGCCGUGCACCCCCCUCUUUCUCAAUCGUGUGCCAAGGCCUGCAGAUUUAGUCGCUGCCUGCCUCUGGAUGAUGUCAUGUGCUGCUGUAGUGUGUGCGGUUACCGACUGGCUCGACUGCCGUGUUUACGGGUCAGGCCACGUGGUAAACGUAUGACCAGACUGAGCUGUGUGUGUAUGUGUGUGUGCGUGUGUGUGUGUGCGCGCGUGUGUGUGUGUGCGUGUGUGUGUGUGUGCGUGUGUGUGUCUAAUUAUUAUUGGAACGACCGUACGUGCGUUGUUGGCUCGCGAUGAACUAGAGUAAGCGCUGUAUCAAAAAAGUAGAAUCUACGGUUCUAACU